Molecule: messenger RNA, 1177 nt
Organism: Diatraea saccharalis (sugarcane borer)
Lineage: Eukaryota; Metazoa; Arthropoda; Insecta; Lepidoptera; Crambidae
Source: the annotation of a GenBank genome assembly
GUCUCUAUGUAUGUAUAGUAAAUUAAAAAAAAGUAUCAAAAUACAUUGUUGAAACUAGUAAAUUGAAAUAGGAAAUGUACUUUUAUUAUCAUAUUGCAAAAUAAAACCUGUCGGCGGCGCAACAAAAGAUUAUUUUCUCAACUGUUCUACACUAGACGAUUCUACUUAGAUAAUUUCUUUAUUUUGCUUAUAUAAGGGGGUGGAAGGCCCGAACUUUAGUUCAGAUCUACUUGAGCUACCGAGGAGAUAACUUCGACGAGGGAUAUCCUAGCGAACUGCUAGUGCCGUCAAUUUGCUUUGUGACUUUGUGUGCAUCUUGAGUGCUUAGUUUUGUAGUUUGUAUUAUAUUUUGUAUACGAAAAUGCUGCCUGGUGGAAUGAAACGAAAAGUAGAUGCAGAGGGUCGCCAGUUUCAAGAAAAAUAGACUGAAGAAUUAUUUUUUAUCCUGCACAAUGGUAAGCCUAUUUGUUUGCUGUAAUGUAAUGAAUCCAUUUCAGUGAUCAAAGAAUUAAAUAUAAAGAGGCAUUAGUCAACUAAGCAUCCUACGCUGCACUCACUGACAGGACAAAUAGGAAAAUACAAAAUCCAGAAAGUUACUGCAAAUUUGGAAAAGCAGCAUAAAAUGUUUCAUAAAUAAAGAACACUACUUAAUAAUGUUGUGAAAGCUAGUUUUAUAGUUUGCAGUAGCCAAAUUGGCAAAGUCAUUAAAACCAUUUUCCGAAGGCGAAUUUAUCAAGGAGUUUAUGUUAGAAGUUUGCAGUGUUUUGUGUCAUGAAAAGUAAAAUGAAUUUGAAAAAAUAUGUUUUCCAAGACGAACUGUUGUCCGACAUACAUAAAUUAUGGCUAAUGAUACAAAAACAACAUUGACUGACCGUAUGGCUGGUUUUGAAUCAUUUAUCAUAGCAUUAGACGAGAGCACCGAUUUGUCGGACACAGCUCAACUGGCUAUAUUUGUCGGACACAGCUCAACUGGCUAUAUUUGUCGGACACAGCUCAACUGGCUAUAUUUGUUCCAGGUGUUGAUAAAGAGUUCACUGUUUCUGAGGAAUUGCUUGCUUUACAGUCGCUUAAAGGGACAACUACAGGAGAGGACAUUUUUAAUGAAGUUCAAAAGGUAUUUAAAAAUUUUGCCUUGCCAUGGUCAAAAUUAGUUGAAGUUUGCACAGAUGGUGAUCAA